This is a messenger RNA of Theileria equi strain WA, 2547 nucleotides long. RefSeq names its product helicase family member protein. Gene Ontology annotation, cellular component: nucleus. NCBI's taxonomy places the organism in Eukaryota, Apicomplexa, Aconoidasida, Piroplasmida, Theileriidae. Gene Ontology annotation, molecular function: ATP binding; ATP-dependent chromatin remodeler activity; DNA binding. The record is from RefSeq and is a predicted model, not a curated record. The coding region runs from base 1 to 2547 and encodes 848 amino acids. The transcript has 2 exons.
AUGAACUUGGACUCCAUCAAGAUUCCGCUUCAUAAAGACAAACAGUGCACAGGUGUUAAACAAAAUGAAGGUGAUAGUGAACUUACGGUGGUAUCUAUAUUCGCAAAGAAGGUAGAAAAUCAUGCUCAAUCUUUGAAUGGUAAUGAUAUUGACAACUUUGCAUCAGGCAAAAUGCAGUCAGAGCUAAAGGGAAAUGAUAAUGCCACUCAUACAGAUAAACAAACAAAGAAACGUAGGAAAUUGAAACAAAGACAACUGUCAAAUGAAUCGCAAUCUUCUGACUCUGAUUCCCCUCCAACUCCACAUGAGACUAAAGAGGAAGUAAGACAGCAAAAGGAGGAAGCACGGCAAAGAAGACACAUUAUGGCAAACUUGGAGGCUUUGGAAUUAAGUUUCAAGGUUUCACAGGCAGUUUUGGCUACUCUUUCAUCUGGAAUGUGCUUGGAUGCGAAUUCUUCCGAGACAAACGUGUUGUCUAAUUCAAUAGUCAGUGGAAGUUGCAGAUUUACACAGUCAUUUGGAGAUUUGAGUAUAUUUGAAAGGGCUCCAAUGUUUUCAAAACUUAAAAUUUAUCAAAAAUGUGGAGUUCAUUGGUUGGCAUUGCUUCAUUCCGUGGAGAAUGCAAACGGUAUAUUGGCAGAUGAAAUGGGAUUGGGUAAAACAGCCCAAACAUGUGUGUUUUUAAGUUGGUUGUACAUGUUGGAAGAUUUACACUCAUCAUUAAUCAUAGUACCCACGACUAUUUUAGAUUCAUGGGUAUCUGAGCUUGAGAGGUGGGCUCCAAAUUUAGCUGGAAAAAUAAUAAAGUAUCAUGGAACCCAAAAUGUUCGUUUCAAGAUUGCAGAUCAGGUACUUGAAAGAGUAGAAGAUGGUGAAUCUCUCAUUAUUGUAUCAACACUUGGGACAUUAUCUUCAAAGGAGGACAUUCGGAUAUUCCGUGAAUUAAACGAAUUCGAGUACCUUAUAGUGGAUGAGGCACAUGCCCUCAAAAACUCAGAAACCAUUGCCUAUAGGAGAUUAAAUAACUCUUUUAAUAUCACACACAGAUUGCUACUCACAGGAACACCGGUACAAAAUAGGUCAGACGAACUUUGUAAUUUGCUCCAGUUUGCAAUGCCUGAUGUAUUUGAUCAAGCAAGGGUAGAAGAGGGUAUUAGGUAUCUCGCAGAGAAUGAGGAAGAUGCGAUCGAUAUGCGUCCCAGUCUUAAAGACUAUUUACGCGGUAUAAAAUCGCAUUUUAGGUUUACAAAGUCUCUAGAUACGACCUCUAUGUCGAAAUCAUCAAUAGACGAGGGUUCUGUAGCAGCAAUAAACUCCAUUGGUAUAGAAAAUCGCAAAUUAAGACGAUUAGACUCUGUAGACACACCAAAGAAUGAAUCAGAAACUCCAUUGACCCAAAAUGAAGCAAAGACAGAACUAGAGGGUGUCAAAAUGGAGAAUGUAGCUGAUACUCAGUCAAUACCACUUGAACUCCGUAUUCUUCAGGGUCUUGUUGCACCAUUCAUCCUCAGAAGGCUUAAGCGCGCGGUUAUUCAUGAAUUGCCUCCAAAGUAUACUCACAUUGUAAAGUGUAAAAUGACCGAAACACAGCACAAGCUCUAUCAAAGUGAGGUGGAUUUGCGGGUUCAAUCAAACAAAAAUGAAUCGGCUCUGCGUUCAAUUUGUAGUGGAUUUUUGGCUUCUAUGGAUGUGCAGUCUACGGAGGCACAGAAUAUCCAACCCAUGCAAGAUGAAGGAUAUCUAGAGUCUACGAAAGAUACAAAGACCCCAGACGAGACAGAAUCAUCUGAUUUCAAUCUCAGGCGUGACGAUUCAUUCAUAAAAUCAUUAAUCUUCCGAUUGAGAAGGAUUUGUAACCAUCCACUUUUGGUACAAGGAUGUUUUUAUGAUGAAGACAAGAUGAAAGUUAUUGUAGACCAUUUUGCUUCAAAAGUUGAAGGUUUUUGUGAAACAACCCGUGAAAGAGUAGACAAGGAGAUUAGGAAUUGGUGUGACUUUGAAGUUCAUAGAGCCAUCAGAGGUAUAGUGGAGGCUGGAGAUAAAGCACUUGCACAUCUCCAGAUACCCCCUGAAAUGUUUUUGCAAUCUGCAAAAGUUUUGCAAUUGUUUGAGAUCAUAAAUGAUGAAGAAAAAGUUCUUGUAUUUUCUCAAUUUACCACUUACUUGGAUGUUAUAGAGGAAUGCUUAGCCAUAAAUGGAAACGUGCAGUUUUUGCGUCUAGACGGGGCUCUACCGGCCAAAGAUCGUAGAGAUGUUGUUAAUCGUUUUGUUGAUGAUCCAAAAGUCAAGGUUCUCCUAAUAUCUACGAAAGCUGGUGGAUUAGGUCUAAAUUUGACUGUAGCAAAGACAGUUGUUCUUAUGGACCAGGAUUGGAAUCCACAUAAUGAUGCACAGGCAGAAGAUAGGGCACACAGAAUUGGUCAAACAAAACCUGUACAUGUGCACAGAUUGUGCUGUGAAAAUUCUGUGGAAGAAUAUAUUCUUGAGUGCUGCAAACGGAAGUUACGGCUAGAUGACGCAUUUGGAGGAAAAAUGCACGAAGGAUAA